AGUAAUUUGACUCCAGCAGUAUCUCUAUAAUUUUCUCUUCACAUAACCCUAAUCCAAUUCCUCAUCUCUCUCCAAAGAAAAACCAAAAACCCUAGCUAUCCCUGAGAAGCACAGGAGGAGAAAGUCAUCCAAUAUGACAUUCAAGAGGAGAAAUGGAGGACGAAACAAACACGGCAGGGGCCAUGUUAACUUUAUUCGUUGUUCAAACUGCGGCAAAUGCUGCCCCAAGGAUAAGGCUAUCAAGAGGUUCCUCGUCCGCAACAUUGUAGAACAAGCUGCUGUUCGUGAUGUUCAAGAAUCUUGCGUUUACGAUGGAUACACACUUCCAAAGUUGUACUCCAAGAUGCAAUAUUGCGUUUCCUGUGCAAUCCACUCUCACGUUGUUAGAGUUAGGUCUCGCGAGAAGCGUCGUAACCGUGACCCACCUCAGCGUUUCAGACGCAGGGACGAUGCAGCUAAGCCAGGACAAGGCGCACGUGCUGGUGCCGCUCCUGGUGCAGCUCCUCCUGCUGCUGCCCGUACUUAAGAAUCAAAUAUCGGGUUUUGAUGAGUUCUACUCUGACAUGGCCUUUUAUAUUGAUUUAUUUUGGUAGACCUUUUGUCUUACAAAUCUUUUUACACUGGGCAGUAGAUUAUUGUGCAAUGAGAUAUUAAACUUCGCCAGAAAUUAAGUUAUUUGAAUGAAUCUUAUUUACUUUAAUUGUUGCUUCCCUGUUUUA
Molecule: messenger RNA, 719 nt
Organism: Papaver somniferum (opium poppy)
Lineage: Eukaryota; Viridiplantae; Streptophyta; Magnoliopsida; Ranunculales; Papaveraceae
Product: 40S ribosomal protein S26-2-like
Exons: 5
Coding region: 134-526 (130 amino acids)
Biological process (GO): translation
Cellular component (GO): cytosolic small ribosomal subunit; ribosome
Molecular function (GO): structural constituent of ribosome; mRNA binding
Source: RefSeq, a predicted model, not a curated record